CCUGCCUAAACGUUGGAGGGAUCGCUCAAUUUUAUUGCACCAGACUGAAGUAAGGGUGAAAUCUGACUUUCACUGUCAGUGACUUAAACGCAUCUUUCACUGUUAAGGGAAUCACCUUGCAACAAAAACAGUCAAACCUCCACAAUCAACAUGGCAAUGUUACAAAGAGGUCAUCAAGUAAUGUUAACCGUGGCAAGGCAAUAUGCUGUGAGGCAUUUCAGAUCAGCACCGCUUUUGUCAAAUGCCGGCAGAACUCAAAAUGAAUUCACAGGUUUGGAAAACUGUUUUAUUUGGGAUGACAAGCAUGGUUUUGGAUUUAACAAAGAUGGAGAAGUUGUAAUUGUCACACCUAAUACACUUACUGCAAAUCCAGUGUUCAAUUCUGAGAACUUCAAUCUAACAUCUCCAGAACUGGAUGAGAAAACCGCAGAGGAAAAUCAGAUUAAACAACUGAUCCUGGAUGUGAAAGAUGCCUCAGGGCCAUUCAAUGCUAGUGAACAUCACUAGCGGAGUGAAGAAAUGUUACGAAGUGAUGGUAAAGACCUAAGGAAAUCACCUUCAGUCCAUGCAAUAUUUAAACUGAAGCAAAAUGGAGAUUUGUAGCAUGUACAUGUAUGCAUACAAUGUCUAGAAAGUUACAACCCACAUUACUUUCAUAAUGACGAGCCUUUUUCUAACAAUGCCAUGGGAUGGUGCUAUUUUUGAAGGUGUCACCCCACAAAGUUGUUUGUUACAAAAAAAUUAAUUGUUACCAACAUGAAAUUAAAUGCAGAGCACUUUCAUAUAUUUCAUUCAUAUAUUUACAGAAUAAUGAGGUUCUGCCCUUGAGAGUUUAGUAUGUUGGAAAUCAAAUGACCUAUCUGAAAACUCUCUUUUCUUAGUUGUUUGCUAGUUAAAGGCAAAUCAUGUCAAACUUUUAUUUGAUAUUCUGAAAACUUUUAAUUUGGUCACUAUUUUCAGAGUAUCUAUUUUCAUGGAGGGAAAGGGGAUGUGUAACUCACUAGUUGAACAAUAGGGGAAUCCUGCCAUUUAACACUGAUCUAAGUUUUUGUAUUAACAUACACACAAAAGUUAUCAUCAUCACUUACAGCAUUUUAUAAUGACAUGUACACAUUACUAUGAAUAGCUACCAAAGUUUUGUACCCGAAAUGUUUAUUUGUUUGUAAAAGAAUGAGAUUUUGUAAUGUAAGGGAAAAAAGCCUUCAUUUUAGUGUGAAAUGUUGUGACUACACUCUUGAGUAAACAGAAUCUUUUUAACAUUAUAAACAUUGUCAAAUUUCAAAUCAGUUUACCAUAUUUAUUAAAAUAUUAGAGCAAAUUGUGUUUUUGUUUAACAAAACUUACUCAAUCUUCUUUUAGAAGGGAGUUGAAGUGGUAUUAAUUUCCAUUGUAGAUUUUUGUAGGGUUGCAAUACAAUUGCUUUCAAAGCAUUGUUUCAAAUAAUAGCUUGAUUGUUUAGCCCAGUCAAGUACCUACUAAUUUAAAUUUACCUUGUACAGUUUUGAGUAAUAAAUAUUUAUUUCUAUCAUUUAUUUCA
Molecule: messenger RNA, 1537 nt
Organism: Stylophora pistillata
Lineage: Eukaryota; Metazoa; Cnidaria; Anthozoa; Scleractinia; Pocilloporidae
Source: RefSeq, a predicted model, not a curated record